Xiphophorus maculatus (southern platyfish) is the source of this 1234-nucleotide messenger RNA. RefSeq names its product tescalcin (gene tesca). Bases 66 to 719 code for a protein of 217 amino acids. Gene Ontology annotation, molecular function: calcium ion binding. The record is from RefSeq and is a predicted model, not a curated record. Lineage: Eukaryota; Metazoa; Chordata; Actinopteri; Cyprinodontiformes; Poeciliidae. The transcript has 8 exons.
UGUAAAAGUUUUAGUCAGUCCAAGUAGACCGUGCGCCUCGACGCACCGCUCAGACAGCCGGAGAGAUGGGAGCCACACAAACACACUCCGAGUACCAAUACGAGAACAUGGUGGGAAAAACUGGAUUUUCAACCGAGCAGAUUAAAAACCUGCACAUGCGAUUUCAGCAGCUGUGUGGAAAUGAAAAAACACUAAGAAAAGAACACCUGGAGAACAUACCAACUCUCGCCGAUAACCCCAUCAAAACGGAAAUUAUCAAGGCGUUCUUUGAUAAAAGGAACCAGCAUAAUAAUGAGUUGGGAUCAUAUGAGGAAAUCGGCUUUGAGGAGUUCCUCAUGGUCAUGUCCCACUUCCGUCCUCCAAGUAUUAAAACAUCAGCGGAGGAGAAGGCGGCAAUGAGAAAACGGAAGGUUCGCUUCCUGUUCAACAUGCACGACACCGACGGUGAUGGCAAAAUUACGCUGGAGGAGUACAGAAAGAUUGUCGAGGGACUUCUUUCAGAAAGUGAGUCCAUUGGGCAGGAAGUUGCUAGGGCGAUAGCAGAUGCUGCCAUGCUGGAGGUGGCGAGCACAAAUGUGCCCAACAUGGGCCCGGAUGACUUCUACGAAGGAAUUACAUUGGAACAUUUUGAACAGAUUCUAAAAGACCUUGAAAUGGAGUCCAGGAUGUAUGUUCGCUUUCUGGAUAUGAACACCGCUAAUCUGCAUUGUGGAAAAUAAUCCACUUGAGGGAAUUGUUGGUCUAAGGAACUCUUGAUGUUGCUGCUGUUUUUAGCAGAACCACCUCUGUCCUUAAAAGGGAAAAAGCAAAACGCUUUUUCAAGCACUAACAUGUUUUCAAUAUAAAAAAUUUGUAAGAUCCUCAAAACUGCAGGCUACUUGUGAACUUAAGGUUUGAUAAUAGAAAGUCUUUUUAUUGCUGUAUGUUAGCAUGUAGAGCAGUUUAGAUAUUUUAAAACUCCUCAAACUUUUCUUAGUUUUAUUGCAUUUAGUUAUAUGACCUCACACUGUUGCUUUGGAAAUUACUACUGUGCAACAUGAAAGAUUUUUACCUUGAAACAAAAGGUUGACACAUAAGAUGAAGUAUGUUACGGGUGAUCUACUGUGCUGAGCAUUUGGAGGACAGGACCAGUCCUCCUCAAAAAUCAGGAUACAAUAUUUUAUGUUUUUACUACUGAAACUGUACAUAAUAAACCACUACUGUUAUAAAAGAAUAAAAACACUAAUUUUGAUUA